Entelurus aequoreus (snake pipefish) is the source of this 2769-nucleotide messenger RNA. It is a transcript of the gene borcs6, whose product is annotated as BLOC-1 related complex subunit 6. Gene Ontology annotation, cellular component: BORC complex. Bases 347 to 1618 code for a protein of 423 amino acids. NCBI's taxonomy places the organism in Eukaryota, Metazoa, Chordata, Actinopteri, Syngnathiformes, Syngnathidae. The transcript is spliced from 7 exons. The record is from RefSeq and is a predicted model, not a curated record. Gene Ontology annotation, biological process: lysosome localization.
UGGGUUAAAACAUUGUUUGCAGACAUAUUUUUCUUUUUAAUUAUGUUUGUAAAGUGCAAAUAUAGACGGCGUUUAAAUAUAAAGAAUCUUCGAAAUACGGGAACACAUUUUAAAAAAAACGGUUUGACUUAUAACGCUCUUAAAAUGUAUUUUAAACACAUUUAAUCUUUAUAUUUCUACUGUUUUACCACCAUUUGUACAUUAUUAGACGAGUUUGCAUCUUUUAAGCGGAACCAUGUAUCUGCUUGUCGCGGGGAAGCAUUUUGCAGACGGACUUGACGUCUGAUCACAGGGUUGAAGGCACAUCAACUACGAGCAAGAUUGUUUACCUCGUCUUAUAGAGCGUAUGCUCGGUGGAGGGAUGAGUCGCUCCGCUGCGGUGGGCACAGAAGUGCCGGAAACAGCAAACGGAGUCGCGACGUCUCCUUGUUCGGAAAACAGUUCUCAUGUUCCAGUGGUGAAAUGUGUAGGUAACAAAGAUGACUUUCCCACAGAGGAUUCCUUCCUCAGACACACAGAAAAUUACUUUGGUAGAGAAAACACAGUCCACGAUCGCCGUUGUUUGGAUACAGAAAUAGAGGACAAUGUGAGAAGGAGUUUGUCUUUACACCCUUCUCCUGAGAUGGACCUCUCGCCCUCUGAGGACUCGUGCACGGCAGACUACUUGGGUGGAGUCUGUCCUGGAGGCCCGAGCAGGCCUGCGGGUCUGCGGCAAGACUUUCCGCCUAAACCUUCCUCGUCUAGGGGAGGACGCCCCGUCACCACAGACUUGGACAGUGGAGAAGAGGAGGAAGAGAAAGAGAAACAGGACGAGGAGGAGGAUGAGAAGAAUGAAAAGAGAUGGCGGACUGAGGUUGCCGGAGAGAGAAAAGAAGUUGAGUCUUUACGUCACUACUCCUCCUCCGCACCAGGUCCCAGCACCUCCUCCUCCCCGCCGCCUCCUCUUCUCCCCUCAGACGAUGUCCCCUGUCCCCCUCACGUCAUGGCCCAGGUGUGGGUCCGCAACGUCCGAGGGAUGCAGGACAGCAAGAGCCUGGAUGAGAUCAGCCAAUCGUGCGGCGGCGGUGUGGGGGCCCGUGGAGCAGGCAAAGCGGGUCAGUCCGAGGGCAGACGGGCGACCAUUUCCUCGGCCCUUGAACUGGAGGGCACGGUCAGCCAUGAGGGAGACCUGACCCACUUCAUCACCAAGAACCUGGAGCAGAAGAUCAAGAUGAGCUCCAAGCCUAGUCUGGACUGCAGUGACUCGGAUUGUUCAGGUCCCAUCUACCGCAGCAGAGGGUUGUCACGGAGACCAGCUGAUAUCCCGCCCAUUGAUCCCACCGUCCUGGUGGACCUGCAACGACACACUCAGGACGUGGCGCACAGUGUGGAGAUGAUGAUGCGCAGCCUCAACGGAACCAUCCAGAAUAUGACAGCUUUGAGCGUGGGCUACAUUCAGACCUACAGAGACUCCGUGGAUAGUCUGGGAGAGUCUGUGGAUAUGAGUAUAAAGGGCAUGUACACGCUGAUGGCCCGAUGCGAGGAGUUGGACCGCUCCAUGCAGCCCAUCAACGUCCUGGCGGCACAGAUUCGAGACAUCAAGCGCACUCUGGAUGCUCUGGAGGCCAUUUGCAAGUAACCCUGUGCUUCCCCCCCCGCACCUUUUUGUAGUAAAGACAAAAGCACCAAGCACAUUGAAGAAGGUUCUCUGCAAGUUAAGAGUCGACACUUUUUUUAACCUCUGGGAGAUUUACCAGGCAUGCUGGAUUAUUUGGGCCCUAACCUCUCAUGCUUGUUGUUUAAAGAUCAUUUUUAUUCGUUUGAUCGAAGCGUUUAUCCGUCCUGCCGGCUUUGACCAGGUUGCACUAAACCCUCGUCUCCACAUGGUGGCAAUGUUGCUUUUCCCCCCCCCCCACUGAACUGCUCCAAUGACUUUUUUGGGGGAACUGGCACAGAGUCUAUUUUUAUUCAAACGCAAUAAUGGCACAUUUUUUUCACCGCAGGUGAGCAUUGUGUAUAGCGUCUUUUAUUUAUCUUUAUUAUUUAUUUGGUUAUGCUGAAAACUCACGUACAGUAACUGUCCCUGUUUCGACGAGAUGUCCUUGUUUUUAAUAGUUAGAACAUGUAGUGUGUUAACUACCCAAAACUAGUGAUCCAUGUUACCUGUUUAUUAAACGGGCAUCCUUGGACUAUGCUGACAUUCGCCAUUAGAACUGUCCAAAAAACACAGUAAAAUAACUUCUAUCACUUUUUAAACUAUUGAACUAAUACAAAUUACAAUGUCCUUCUGAUUGAUUUAUCACCAACUUAGUUAUUCAUUUAAUGUGGCUUACUAUAGAAAAUAAUAACACUCCAGGAUUGUAUCGUUCACGGCAGUCUUCUUUUUCCCAUCAGCAGAAGAUACUGUAGUGCGUGUAUAAUAAAAAGGCUACGAAAAACAACUUCUCAUCCUCAUCACUGAUCCUUUAAAACUCUUCCUGCGGUGGUGGAACACUUAGUCCCUGUGGAUUAAAAAGAGCUGCAGAUUCCUGUUACAGUGUAACACAAAGCAAAGGUCAGCCGUGGACGUGUAAACCUUGAGAGAGUUGAGGGAGGAUGUCCUGCUGUGCUAGAAUUUACUGUUGUGCAACUGUCCUUUCUUUUUUUAAGACACCCCUUUUUGGAUAUGAGCUUAUAUUUUCAGGAAGAAUUUACUAUUACUCAAGCUAUCAAUUCACAUGGAGUAUGAAUACUGUAUUAUAAACUGUGCUCAGAAGUUUUAAAAAAUGCCUAAACAUUAAAUUAAACUUG